GGUUUGGUAACUAAGGGCGCCGUGCCGUUGCUAGGGCUCGGGUGGCAACUUUGCCCGUGCUUCAGCGCAACGCGGGAGCUGCUCACUCGCUGUACCCGAGCGCAGGUUUUUGUUUUGCUGUGUGUGAGGGGGUUCCCUGUCCGUUUGCCAUGAGCAGCGAGUUCCUGGAGGAGCUGCAUUGGGAGGAUGGGUUUGCCAUCCCAGUGGCGAACGAAGAGAACAAGGUCCUGGAGGAUCAGUUAUCAAAGCUGCAGAAUGAAAGAUCAAGGUUGCAAGAUCAGCUACGUGACUAUGAAGAUCGAAUUAAUGCUAUGACUUCUCACUUCAAAGAUGUUAAGCAAGAGUUAUCAUUUAUACAGGCCUUGACUCUGCAAUUAGAAAGACUAACUUUGGAAUCUAAUCAGAGAAGAAAGAUUCUUGACAAUGAACUCGUGGAGACUCUAAGUGCACAGUUAGAAUUGGAUAAAGCAGCACAAGAUUUUCGUAAUAUUCACAAUGAAAGACAAGAACUCAUUCAACAGUGGGAGAACACAAUAGAACAGAUGCAGAGAAGGGAUCAAGACAUAGAUGACUGUGCCUUGGCAUUAAUGAAGGUAAAGCAGGAAACAAGAGAAAAGGAAAAUUUGGUCAAAGAAAAGAUUAAGUUUUUGGAAAGUGAGAUUGGAAAUAAUGCAGAAUAUGAAAAAAGAAUUUCUGCUGCUGAGCGUAAAGUUUUUAAAUGUAGAAUGGAGUAUCAACACCAUGAAACUAGCAGAAGUCAGCUGAAGGAUGAGCUGGAUUCUUUAAAAGCCACUGUGAAUAGAACUUCCAGUGAUUUAGAAGCUCUGAGGAAGAAUAUUUCCAAAAUAAAGAAAGAUAUUCAUGAAAAAACAGAAAGGUUACAAAGAAUUAAAAAUCAUAAUCAGAUUGUAAAAAAAAAAUUAAGUCACAUUACUGAAAAAACCAUGUCUGUGGAAGAAAAAGCUACCAAUCUGGAGGAUAUGUUAAAGGAAGAAGAAAAAAGUGUAAAGGAAGUAGAAGUUCAAUUGAACAUAGUGAAAGAUGUGCUAUUUAAGAAGGUUCAGGAGUUACAGACUGAGACAAUGAAAGAAAAAUCUGUCAUAUCAGAAAUUGAAGGAACCCGUUCCUCUCUGAAACAUCUCAACCAUCAAUUAUAUAGACUGGAUUUUGAAACUCUGAAGCAGCAAGAAAUUAUGUACUGUCAGGAUUUUUACAUUCAACAAGUGGAACGGAGAAUGUCACGGUUAAAGGGAGAGAUUAAUUCAGAAGAAAAACAAGCCCUUGAAGUAAAAAUUAUUGAUCUUAGGAAAUCGGUGGAACAGAAGAAAGCUACCCUUGGUGUUUUGGAGACACAAAUGAAGAAGCUUCAUGAUAUGAUGAUAGAGGACAAUCUUCUAAAACUUGAAGUUAAACGCACUCGAGAAAUGCUUCACAGUAAGGCAGAAGAAGUUCUUUCCCUGGAAAAAAGGAAACAGCAGUUAUGUACUGCUAUGGACGAGCGAACUGAAGAAAUUAAGGUUCAUAAAACAAUGCUUGCCUCACAAAUAAGAUACGUUGAUCAAGAACGGCAAAGCAUAAGGCCUGAGGACUUGGUCUUUUACUCUAAAUCAAGCGCAAUAAAUAAAUGCUUGGUCCCAUGUGUAGGUACUAAGGCUGCUCAAGAAAAAGAAGAACUUCAAAGGGAAGGUGACAGUUUGGAUGCUAAGAUCAAUAAAGCUGAAAAAGAAAUCUAUGCUCUGGAAAACACCUUGCAAGUACUCAAGAGCUGCAAUAACAAUUACAAACAAUCUUUUAAAAAAGUGACGCCAUCUAGGUUGGAACUACCCACAGCCGGUCCAAAAAGCAGUCGCCAGAGUUCUAGAUCUCCUUCACAGACUUCCCUGGUGUCAGCAAGCUACCUCACUAUGCCAACAUUACACAGGCUACAUGUAGAAAAAGGCAGUAAAGCAAGACUUCCCUUCUGA
Ictidomys tridecemlineatus (thirteen-lined ground squirrel) is the source of this 1964-nucleotide messenger RNA. Lineage: Eukaryota; Metazoa; Chordata; Mammalia; Rodentia; Sciuridae. The record is from RefSeq and is a predicted model, not a curated record.